Molecule: messenger RNA, 4117 nt
Organism: Xiphophorus maculatus (southern platyfish)
Lineage: Eukaryota; Metazoa; Chordata; Actinopteri; Cyprinodontiformes; Poeciliidae
Exons: 17
Coding region: 75-2540 (821 amino acids)
Cellular component (GO): cell septum; cell periphery
Molecular function (GO): chitin synthase activity
Source: RefSeq, a predicted model, not a curated record
UUUUGCAAAUGGUACAAAGUUCUUGUGAAAUUGAAGCUACUUGGACAGAAGAUAGUUUUUAACAUGCAAAUGUUAUGUCAAGUUUUAGAGAAGACACCACCCCUGCCAUGAUUUAUCUCUGUGCAACCAUGUGGCAUGAGACCAACGAGGAGAUGAUGAAUAUCAUGAUCUCAGUUUUCAGACUGGACCAAUACAGACCAAAGAGUUUGACACAGCCGCAGUUUGAUGAUUUCACCUUUGAAGCUCAUAUCUACUUUGAUGACGCCUUCACAAAUGUAACAGAAAGUCAGCACCGUCAUCUGAACACAUAUGCAAAGGACCUUGUGAAAAUUAUUGCAGAUGUUUAUGGCAUUUUCAAGAACCUUAAUAAAACAUUCUUUGAGGUACAGCAGCAAAUUCCUGAUCAGGCAAUUAUAAAGACACCUUAUGGAGCUCGUCUUGUUGUUGAAAUGCCUCUUGGGAAUAACAUUGUAGUUCACUUCAAAGACAAAGAGAAAAUUCGGAACAAGAAGAGAUGGUCUCAGGUAAUGUAUCUUUACUAUCUCCUCGGUUGGAAACUGAUGACCAAGUAUUACAGAUACUGGCAGGAAGGACAACAUGAAAAGCAUCUUAGGAGAAAGAUCCAGAAAGAGAAGCACAACACUUAUCUCUUGGCUUUGGAUGGGGACACUGACUUCCAACCAGCGGCUGUGAUGCUGCUUAUCGAUCGUUUGAAAAUGUAUCCUCUUGUUGGUGCAGCAUGUGGCAGAAUUCAUCCUACUGGAUCAGGUCCUGCUGUUUGGUUCCAGAAGUUUGAGUACGCCAUCAGCCACUGGCUGCAGAAGACAGCUGAGCAUGUCUUUGGCUCCGUUCUCUGCAGCCCCGGCUGCUUCAGUCUGUUCAGAGCAGAGGCGCUAAUGGAUGACAAUGUGAUGAAGAAAUAUUCAACCAAAUCCACAGAGCCCAGCCACUACAUCCAAUAUGACCAAGGUGAGGACCGCUGGCUGUGCACUCUGCUUUUGAAACAAGGGUGGAGAGUGGAAUACAAUGCAGCAUCUGAUGCCUACACCAACGCACCGGAAAACUUCAAGGAGCUUUAUAACCAGCGCAAACGAUGGGGGCCUUCCACAAUGGCAAAUGUUGUGGAUCUGCUGGGCUCUACCAACAUUGUCUCCAAAAGGAACUUAUCCAUGUCCAAACUGUUCAUGUUCUACCAGCUGUUUGGCAUGAUUUCUGCCAUUCUUGCUCCAUCCACCAUCUGCCUCAUGGUUGCAGGUAGUUUGUCCUUCAUCUUGAAAAUGCCUUCUGCUGUUGCUCUGGUCAUAGCUGUGAUACCACCUGCCAUUUACUUGGGUCUUUGCUUUAAACUCAAGCCAGACACUCAGAUCUCUCUUGCAGGGAUUCUUAGUGUUAUAUAUGCGUUCCUCAUGGUUGUGGUGACAAUAACCAUUAUUGCCUCAAUGGUGAAGGAAAAGACCAUUCUGACCCCCAGCAGCAUUUUCAUCGUGGCCAUGUCCAUCAUUUACAUUGUCACUGCACUGAUGCAUCCCCAGGAACUUCCUUUAGUUUUUUAUGGCUUUCUCUACAUCAUCUGCAUCCCAAGUGCCUACCUCCUGCUCACCAUCUACUCCAUGGUCAACAUGAACAGUGUCUCAUGGGGAACCAGAGAAACAAAACCGACUCCAGGGGAUGCAACGACAGCAGUCUCCGCCUUGCAAGCAAAAACAAAAAAAGCUAAGGGCAUUUUCCAGAGACUCUGCUCAUGGAUGAAAUGUUGUAAAAAAUCCCUUCCGAUAUCAGAGGAUACCCAGCCUCUGAUAAAUGCCCAGGCUCAGGAGAAUCUGGUGCCUGAGUCUGUGCCUGAACCUCAAACUCAAGACACUGCUGCUAACGACGUCUCCGAAAAGGAAGAAACGCAAGUGAAGACUGGUUUUGACUGUCCGGCUAAAUGUUGGAUAAAUGAACUGGAAAGUUUGUCCAAUGAUAUACAGCUGCAGGAACAUUUUCUGGACAAGGAUGAGGAAAACUUCUGGAAUGAGCUCAUUGAGAAAUACCUUGAACCUGUGAAAAAUGACAAGGAAAAACAAGAAAAGAUCAAAAAUGACUUACAAGAUCUGAGGAACAAGGUCAACUUUUCCUUCUUCUUCUUGAAUGCUCUGUGGCUGAUGGCAGCGUUCGUCUUCCAGGCCUUUGAUGUCUUCUCCCUCAAUAUCAAUAUUGUUGACUUCAACCUGCAGGAAACCGGGGGGACGAUCCAAAUCGAACCCAUGAGCCUCAUGUUCAUUCUGGGGUUUGCUAUUUCAGUUUUGCUUCAGUUUGUUGGCAUGCUGCACCACAGAGUCUCCACCCUCAUUCACUACAUAGCGUUUUUGGAAACAGAGCCCAAACAACAGAAAUCUGCAGAUAAUGAGGUGGACUCCACUGCAGAUUCAAAUGAUGAGUCGGCCUACAAUACAGACCUAAACUCCGUGUCCCAGGAAAGCCAGUCAUCACAAGACUGGGACUCUGAAUUCUACAAUUCAAACCUGAACAUUAAAAAUAUUCAAGAGGACUUUGUUUAAAUUAGCACAAUUUAUUGAGCCACAAAACUUCAGACACUUUUUAAGCUUUUACUAUGUGGUAAAUGUUUACAAAUAUAAUGAAUGUACUUACUUAACUUGAAUAAAUUCUGUUAUAUGUGGUUUUUAUUUGACGUCUCAUGAGUAAAAAAAAAAGAUCUCAGUUUCUGCCCAUUGAAGAAACUCUAUGGUACAUCCAUCUCCCUGCAGGGGUAAAGCAGUGGCAAAAGCAUUCAUGCACAAAGACACAAAGAGAUAAGUCAAUAAGUUUUCACAGUUCCUAAUUAUUUAAAUAUCAUGGUGAGAUUAAAUUUGCUGAUGUGAAUGAAUCGGCUGGACAAGGUAGUUUUGUUUUCAUUGACAAAUACAAAUUCCUUCUUGCACAUGAAAGAAGGAAAAUAAAAAUUCUCAUGAGUAAACUGACGCCAACUGCAGUAAUUUUAUCUGCCUUGUCUAUAGCUGCAUGAACAUGCACAUGACUUUAUUCCAAGAAAGAUUUGCAUCGUGCGAAGGUUUGGAAAAAAAUCACUGAAAGAAUGUAAAUUCAACCCAGUUCGAUGCACAAUUUCCAACAUCUCUGCUGAUAACAGACCCGUCUGCAGCCAACUCUUCCAUUGCCAGUUUGACAGUUUGUGUAAGCAAACACAUUCUUCAUGAGAAUCUAUUGCUUUAUCUUUCAGAACAGAAGUUAGAUUUCACAACCGUUUUUUUGUGUAUUUUAUGGACCUCUACCUCGAGUCUUUGGUAACUACUGUGCUACAACUUUUAGGAGCAUUCCUUCUCCAACAUGAACAAAAAAACAAAUAACUGAAUGACCUCAUCAGGAGUCAUUCAUCUCUGCAGAGGCAAAGAAACAAAACAUUCAUCUGAUUCAAAACCAUUUAAGAGACAGAAUCUGACAGCCCGACAAGUGCCUCCUUAUUUUCAUCUGCAGUUGGCCAAUCGGUGACAAUGCCAGAAUAAAAUUAUUGCAAUGGUCCAGUAGGGAUGAAAUGAAGGCAUGGAGGAUCUUUUCAAAUUCACCAAAAAAUUUACUUAACCUUUGCAAUGAUUUUUUAUCUGAAAAAAAAAUGGCUAUGUGGACAGCAUUUUUAAAAAAAAUCAUGUUUGUAGUAAAAUUGGCAGAAAUAGACAAUUCAAGUCUUUUUUUUGUAUUUACAAAAUAAUGUGAUUGUUUGUUUGAACAAAUUACAGAAACUAACAACAGAACAACAAAACAAAGCCUUAAGUUACAUAUAUAUUUCACAUAAUGUUACAUACAUUUCACAAUGCAUCAGUAUUCUGCUACAGCAUAACAUUAUUAGAAGUCAUUCUGCGAAGUGAUUGUAUGAAGCCAAAUCUUAGAAAAACACAAAAAUAGCAGUUCACUUUCCAUACAACUUCAUUUUAUCUGUUCCUCUUGGCCUUUUGUCAAAACAUGCUGAAUGAUAAAUAUUACUGGACUUCCCUGAAAACUUUCACUUCCCUCUACUUUUUCAUUCUUUCAUCAACAGACACUUUGACCUUCUCCCUUUAUUGUAAAAAACAAGCACAAAAAAAAAAAAAAACUGGAAGUACUUGUUUUGGUAAAAAAAAAAAAA